AUGGUCGAAUGGGUCGAAAUAGAGUCUCCAUUAGGACAUUACAUUUACCACGCCUCAAUAGAAAUAUGCCUGAAAACCAACACACGCACCGUUAUUGACUACAAUGAAUUACUGAACCUUGCUACUGUCAAACAAUGGGCACAACCAGAAGAGCUGAUAGAUCCACCGGAGUUCUGGAAAACAUUCGUUGAAACAGAACUCACAACGAUUGCCACAAAACCAAGCCUGUCGGCCCAUUUCACUUAUGGCGAGCUUGCCUGUGCUCUUCGGUUAGAUGCGCUCACAAACUCUCACCCAAUCGAGGUCGAAGUCUCAUCACCGGAUGAAAUCGAUGAAAUUUUUGAUACGAUAUCCUAUUGCAAAGGAUCUAGUUUAAUCCACAUGGUUCACGCAUUCCUUGGGGACAAAGCGUUCCGCGAAGGAUUAUGCACCUAUCUGGCUAAGCAUGCUUAUGCGAAUGCGACCACGGAAGAUCUUUGGAUCGCACUGGGUGCCUCUUCGAGGGUUGACGUGGCCUCAAUCAUGCGCCCGUGGACGCGAACUGCAGGCUUCCCGGUGGUGACGGUUCAACCCCAAUCGAUUCAAGAUGGACGUUUACUAGUUAGCUUGAAGCAACAACAAUACCGACUGCCUUCAUCCGAUUCCAGCUCUACUUCGGAUGCACAGCUUUGGCCGGUUCCCGUUGUUUUUGUCUGCUCGUCCGAGGACAACAAACAUCACAUAACGCACAAACACGUUCUGCACAUGGCCGAGGAAGUUGUUCAAAUCCCAUUGACUUGGCCGGCCAGCAGUUUGAACGAGUGUCUUGUACGUAUCAACACCGAUGCGACCGGAUUCUAUCACGUACGGUAUGCGGAAGAUCAACUGUCCCGACUUAUAACACACAUGAAGUCAACCAAAUGGUCUACCGCGAGUCGAUUCGCUUUCAUUAACGACGGAUUUGCAUUGGCCAAAGCCGGAAUGAUCAGUAUCUCCCACUGGCUUUCGCUUCUGCCCAAACUUAUGGAAGGCGAGGAGUCUUAUUCUAUUUGGCGAUGCGUACUUGUGGACGGUCUGGCAACGUACGUUCGACGCAUUGUUCACGAGAGUGAUAUCCCCGAUAAGCUGUAUCACCAAUUCUUGCGCAAAAUUGCCGUUCCGGUUCUUGAUAAACUUGACUUUUUUGCCGACAAACAGUCCACGCCCUCAAUUGCACUGACACAUGAUACUCAUUUGCUGCGUUCGCUGCUCAUUUCGACUGUGGGCGCGGAAGCUGGCGAUCCGAAUGUGAUCGCAGAGGCCAAUCGACGCUAUACCGCGCACAAAUCGGGGGAAGCUGUACUACCAUCUGAUCUACGGGCGGCGGUCUACUCGACCGUUGUUAGACAUGGCCCAUCUGAAGUGGUUGAAGAACUAAUGCAGGCUUACCGUGCAGCUAAGUGUCCUGAGGAACGCGCUGAUAUCCUCUCCGCAUUGGGUGGAGCUCAUGUGACUCGUCCGUAUACUUCAGCGUCUGGAGGUGUGGGCGACCUCACUGGCACUGGCGCGCGGUCCCAACUGGAACAAGUGCUCGCUUUCUGUCUCGAUCCAAAAGGCCCCGUCCGAGAUCAGGAUCGAAUCCAUGGACUUUCUGUAUGCGCCUCGUGGUCCGCUCCGGCUCGGCAGACCACAUGGAAAACUAUAAAGUCCGACUGGCCUCGGCUAUCCGAUGUGUACCACGGCCAGUUCCUUUUGGCGCACUUGAUCAAAGGUGUUCUGUGCGGAUUCGCAAACGAAGAGAGUAUUGCGGAUGCGAAGGUGAGUUGCGUCAGCUAG
Molecule: messenger RNA, 1794 nt
Organism: Echinostoma caproni
Lineage: Eukaryota; Metazoa; Platyhelminthes; Trematoda; Plagiorchiida; Echinostomatidae
Source: the annotation of a GenBank genome assembly